This is a messenger RNA of Chanos chanos (milkfish), 657 nucleotides long. It is a transcript of the gene selenou1b, whose product is annotated as selenoprotein U1b. The record is from RefSeq and is a predicted model, not a curated record. The transcript has 5 exons. Gene Ontology annotation, molecular function: antioxidant activity. Lineage: Eukaryota; Metazoa; Chordata; Actinopteri; Gonorynchiformes; Chanidae.
AUGGAAAUCAUCAGCCGAACUCUGGUUUCCGUGGGCUCGUUUAUAGCCGACGCGUUGCGCUCAUUUACUGAGUUAUUCCUAACUCAACCGGUCACUCCUACCCUUUCUCACCUAGAGGACACAGACCUGAAGACACUGACUGGAGAUCAGAGUACAUUUAAAGCCCGGACACUCUGGGAAAAAUCAGGGGCAGUCAUCAUGGCCGUACGGAGACCUGGAUGAUUUAUGUGCAGAGAGGAGGCCUCUGAGCUGUCCUCUCUCAGGCCCCAGUUGGAUGAACUUGGGGUCCCGCUCUAUGCUGUAGUGAAGGAGAACAUUGGCACAGAGAUCCAAGACUUCAGACCUUACUUCAGAGGGGAGAUAUUCUUGGAUGAGAAGAGACGUUUCUAUGGUCCACGGGAGCGUAGCAUGGGCCUGACAGGGAUUCUGCGUGUGGGAGUAAGGAAAAGUGGCCUGAGAGCGCUGAUGGGUGGCUUUUGGGGGAACAUCUACGGGGAGGGAUUUGUACUGGGAGGGGUGUUUGUCAUUGGAGCGGGACAGCAGGGGAUACUACUUGAACACAGAGAGAUGGAGUUUGGUGAUAAAGUCAACAUCGCAGAUGUUAUUCAAGCUGCCAGACAAAUCCAAACUAAACCUGUGGCACUAAAGCAAAAAUAG